GUACACGCAAACAGAAGAAAUCCUCACCCCACCACCCACACAAAAGAGAGAGAGAGAGAGAAGCAAGGGGGGGAGUUCGUCUAGUUGGAAACUUUAGGGGCUGCUUUGACACUUUAAUAGAAAAGUCUACACCAAUAAAAGCAGCCAUUGUUGGAAAUGGUAGUUAAGAAUUUGUCCGCAUAAAUAAACCUCUCAAAAACCCUGAGUUGCCGAGAAGAAGAAAAACGAACCAAAGCCUUCUUUGAGAAUGGGGGGUGGAUUAUCAAAGGAGGGCACUUCAACAACCAUAUCUUCGUCGCAGUUGGGGGAUGGACUAUCAAAGGAGAGCACUUCAACAGCUACAUCUUCGUCACAACUUCCAAACGAUGAGAGGUCAGUUCCCACUAUGGUCUCUGCAGAUUCAAAGCCAAAGAAGAAGAUUUGUUGUGCGUGCCCAGAGACUAAGAAGGUGAGGGAUGAAUGCAUUGUGGAACACGGUGAAUCAGCUUGUCAGAAAUGGAUCGAGGCUCAUCUUAAAUGCCUUCGAGCUGAAGGAUUCAACGUCUGAAAUAGUUUACAGAACUAAUUCUUCAAAAAAGAAGAAAGCUGAUACACUUGGUAUGUGUUGUUAUGCGAAAAUUAAUUAGCUUAGUUCUCACAGAUCAUUUAUACAAAACCUUUUUUUCUGGGACAGGAAAUAGAGCGAAUGGUUUUGCUUUUGUUAUUUUUCUUUUGAGAAUUGGAAUCAAUGUUGUUAUACGGAGGUUUAACUUGUAUUUCUUAUGAUCUUUCACAUAUUUAUACUCUAGAUUUAAGAAAUUUUAUUCAGUUUCUUUUUUCA
Messenger RNA from Capsicum annuum, 820 nucleotides. RefSeq names its product cytochrome c oxidase copper chaperone 2. The record is from RefSeq and is a predicted model, not a curated record. The coding region runs from base 248 to 547 and encodes 99 amino acids. Gene Ontology annotation, cellular component: mitochondrial intermembrane space. Gene Ontology annotation, molecular function: copper chaperone activity; copper ion binding. The transcript is spliced from 2 exons. NCBI's taxonomy places the organism in Eukaryota, Viridiplantae, Streptophyta, Magnoliopsida, Solanales, Solanaceae.